AUGUUUAAGAUGAAGAAAGCUCUGCUCCUCCUUCUUGUGUUGGCUGUGGCCACUAGCCCAGCCUGGGCACUUCAAUGUCAUGUGUGCACCAGCAGUACCAACUGCAGAAAACCUCAGGUCUGUCCAGCCAACUCUUACUUCUGCAAAACUGUCAUCACAGUGGAGCCUCUGAGUGGGAACCUGGUGAGGAAAGAGUGUGCAAGCUUAUGCACUUCCAACAACAGCCAGCAGGGCCAUGUCAGCAGUGGUUCCGAAGUCACACAAUGCUGCCAGGGUGACCUGUGCAACCACAGUCUGUCCAGCGCUGCGCCUGCACAUGCCCUGCUCAGCAGUGGCAUCCUGGGCCUGACAACGAGCCUCGGCCUUCUCACUGUUACAGCUCUCUGCCUGUAACGCACUGCUUAGAAUUUCCCUUGCCCCUUCCCUUCUAGUUCACAGGGUCCCCACAUCCCUUCCUUGGCCAUAAUAGAGGCACCAGAUGCUAAGGCUGGGGGAUUCCCUUCAAGCCUGGGGCUGGGUCCUGGUGGGCACCAAGAGUCAAUGAAAUAUAUAGCACAGUGCCUGCCCCAGGACAGGAAGAUGUGGCCUGCUCCCCAGCAUGGAAGAUGGGGGACAGACAUGAUCUGUCUCCUCUGAUUUUGUAUGUGUUCCAUUUAUUUUUCUACUUGAACCUCUACUUGGAAAUAAAUGAUUUAA
This is a messenger RNA of Arvicanthis niloticus (Nile rat), 696 nucleotides long. RefSeq names its product lymphocyte antigen 6 family member D (gene Ly6d). The record is from RefSeq and is a predicted model, not a curated record. Gene Ontology annotation, cellular component: cell surface. Lineage: Eukaryota; Metazoa; Chordata; Mammalia; Rodentia; Muridae. Gene Ontology annotation, biological process: lymphocyte differentiation.